GUUGUUCAGUUAUUGAUGUCAUCCACGGCCAGGAGGAAGUCAUAUAUACGUGCCACCUUUUGAACCUCCACGGUAUUGACUUUCAUUAAACUGUAAUGAAACUACUUAUUAACGAAAUGAAGGAAUUCGAAACGGUUCCAUUGUACGAAACUCAGUCAUCUACAAAUAGCUCCGCUUGGCAAAGUCAGAAUAAAAUUUCUGGCGAAACGCUAGAAAGAGGAUUUGAAAGGUAUGAGUUUAUCGACUGUGGCACUCCACCAGAGGAAGAAGCCCCCGACGUAUUCCGCAGUUUAGAAAGAACCACUUCGCUGAAUAUAACGGAAGAACUAUGCCCCUCUACGAUCAGAACUCAUCUUUUGGAACACAUGUCAGUAGUGUCCUCUAGAUUAAACCUAUUGUUCGAUAUAGAGAAUAAGAAAACCGUUCAAGAAAAGCUCGAGGUCAUUUUCGAAAACUCUUCCAAGCAAGAGAUCAACAUAGCCUUUCUUUGGGCGGCCUUCGUGAAGCGUUGGGAUUUACUGGAAGGUUUCCUAAGAUUGGGCGCAGAUUUAAACUACCACGAACCAAAAGACGGUUUAGGUGCUCUACAUCUUGUAGCAUUUAGCGACUGCAUACCUGGAACUCAGUUUCUCAUCAGCCAAGGUUGCGACGUCAAUGCCAUUUAUAAAUGCUACGCACCCUUGCAUUGUGCUGCUUUCGGUGAUAGUUGCGAUACCGCCAUGAUACUUCUCCAUAACGGUGCCAGCGUUCAGGCUUUAACUAAUACCAGGUUCAAUUCCAAAGAAAGCGUACUGCACUGUGCCGUUCGAGCAAACUCCGUAGCUUGUAUCAGACUUUUUUCCCAUGAAGGCGGCGACGUAGGACAGGUGGAGUUUUCUGGGAUGUCACCCGUUCACUUGGCGGCUGAUUUGGGGCGAACGCAGGGUCUCAAGAUUCUGCUUGAAGUCAAAGGCGUCAAUGUAAAUGCUAAGACAAAGGAUAAAGAACAGACUGCGCUACAUUUAGCAGCAGAAAAUAGUCAUGCAGAAUGCAUAGAAGUUCUACUGGAAAAGGGAGCUAAUGCUGAUAUUAAGAAUCACAUGUCGCAAACUCCUCUGCACCUAGCAGCCAGAGCAAAAGCGCAUUUAUGCGUGGAACUGCUACUGGAAAAAGGUCGAGCAAAUCCAAAUAUUGAGGAUUGCGAUAAAAGAACUGCUCUUCACACCGCAAUAGGACGAACCUCUGUAUCUUCUGACAUAAUUGAUAUUUUGAUAAAGUAUGGAGCUCAUGUCAAUAAAAGAGAUCAAUUUGGCUACACACCUCUUCAUGUGGCUGCUCUAAAUGGACUUUCGCAGUGCGUUGAAAUGUUGAUCAACCAUGGGGCCGACGUGACGACUAAAUCUAAAUGUGGCAUCACUCCACUAGGAGUCAUGAGGCGCAAAAUACCAGCGUCUUUAGUAGCGAUAAAAAACAAAUUAGACUCCGCUAUCACUUUGUAUCAGAACUCUAAUUCUUCGAAUAACGAAGUAGAUUUGCGGCUGGAUUUUAGAUGCAUUCUGCAGCACAGUUACCCUCAAGAGAUAAGUUUUCUGAAUAGUUUUGUAGACGAAGGUCAGAAGGAGCUGUUAAUGCACCCACUCUGUUCGGCAUUUAUUUAUUUGAAAUGGCGUAAAAUUAGAAAAUAUUACAUUGCAAGAAUGUUUUUCUGCCUCAUAUUCGUGCUCAGUUUAUCUUUGUAUGUACUAACUGCCUUGGCCCGCAAUUGUUCUAUCCAUGGAAGAAAAGAAUACAUAACUGGCGAAGAUGACGUUAUGGAAUUAUGCGAAGAUAAUUCUAUGCUUGGGAAAUUGCUACGGGCGAAUCCGUUUGUUAUAAGGAUGCAGUGGUUUGUAUUAGUGGGAAUAACCGGCGUCGAAAUACUGAGGAAAAUGUAUGGAUUGUCAGGAUACAAAACUGUUAAACAAUAUUUUUCGUACCCGGAAAACAUUCUGGAGUGGUUGGUCAUAUUGAGCGUUUUUAUCACCUCCUUCAUUUAUACCGGACGAACCCACAUGUGGCAGAACCAUGUUGGAGCCUUUGCUGUACUAUUUGGUUGGACCAAUCUAAUGUUAAUGAUAGGACAACUGCCUGUAUUUGGAUCUUACGUAGCCAUGUAUACGAAAAUUCAAGCCGAAUUCGCCAAAUUGCUGUUGGCUUACUCAUGCCUACUUAUAGGUUUUGCUGUAAGCUUUUGUAUUAUGUUUCCUGAUUCCUCUACAUUUGCAAACCCCUUUAUCGCUCUAAUUUCUGCUAUUGUAAUGAUGUCAGGAGAAUUAAACCUUGAUAUUUUGGUGGACGGAGAUCCUGAGAACCCACCACUUUACCUUGAAGUCAGCGCACAGAUUACUUUUACUCUUUUUGUACUUUUCGUGACCAUUAUCUUGAUGAAUUUGUUAGUGGGUAUAGCUGUAGAUGACAUCCAAGGCUUACAAAAAACUGCUGGUUUGUCGAAACUAGUUAGACAAACCAAACUGAUAUCACACAUUGAACAGGCACUUUUCAGCGGAAACUUACCUCAAACUUUAUUGAAAUUAUUGCACUGGUCAGCUUUGGUUUCUCCAAGAGCUUAUAGAGUUAUUCUAAACGUGAAACCGCUUAACCAUCGAGAGAAGCGGUUGCCUAGGGAUAUAUUGGAAGCAGCCCACCAAAUUGCUAGAAAUAACUUGGAACGCAUGUCUAACAGUGUUACUGAGGAAAAGGGCUCUUCUGAAUGUAAUAUGAGCUUGUCACUACUGCAAAGUGACAUAGAAAAGCGAGACAGACAGUUCGAACAGUUGUCCAAAGAAAUUAAGGAACUAAAAAGUAAUUUUAACAUGUACCAAAAAAGUGUGGAACAAUUAAUAAAUACUAUUAUACAAAGUAGAGGAAAUAGUACCUGUUAAAAUCUAUAUAUAGAAAAAUAGAUAGGAUUUGUAAUACGUAAGGAUAUAUUUAAAUAUUAAAUAUUGAGCUUUAUGUCAAAUAUCUUGGUGUAUCUAUAUUUAUUCAUUUAUUUAGAAUAUAUUUUAGAGUACAUGUAAUAUAGUACAAAAAGACUGAAUUUGUAGCUAUUAUAAAUACAGUUGGAAUAUUAUUAGCUACAGUAUUAUGAUCUGAACGCGAAUUAAUUGUUGUUAAAUGAGGCAGAAUAAAGAUUUGUUUUGA
Messenger RNA from Anoplophora glabripennis (Asian longhorned beetle), 3162 nucleotides. Its product is annotated as transient receptor potential channel pyrexia-like. Gene Ontology annotation, cellular component: membrane. Gene Ontology annotation, molecular function: protein binding; monoatomic ion channel activity. Gene Ontology annotation, biological process: monoatomic ion transport; transmembrane transport. The transcript has 2 exons. Lineage: Eukaryota; Metazoa; Arthropoda; Insecta; Coleoptera; Cerambycidae. The coding region runs from base 96 to 2900 and encodes 934 amino acids. The record is from RefSeq and is a predicted model, not a curated record.